Helianthus annuus (common sunflower) is the source of this 1795-nucleotide messenger RNA. RefSeq names its product endoglucanase 17. The record is from RefSeq and is a predicted model, not a curated record. NCBI's taxonomy places the organism in Eukaryota, Viridiplantae, Streptophyta, Magnoliopsida, Asterales, Asteraceae. Gene Ontology annotation, biological process: carbohydrate metabolic process. The transcript is spliced from 7 exons. Gene Ontology annotation, molecular function: hydrolase activity, hydrolyzing O-glycosyl compounds. The coding region runs from base 46 to 1539 and encodes 497 amino acids.
CACUCUCUUAUUUCACACACAUUUCAACCAACAAAUUAGCCCACAAUGGCUGCUGCUUUUUCUUUCCUCCAACACCUCCUCCUCAUUACCACCCUCCUCUCCGCCGCCACCGCCCACCGUCCCCACCGUGUCGCCACCCACAACUACAAAGAUGCCCUCACCAAAUCCAUCAUGUUCUUUGAAGGCCAAAGGUCCGGUAAACUCCCCCCAAAUCAAAGAAUCACUUGGAGAAAAAACUCCGGCCUCUCUGACGGCGCCGCCAUGAAAGUGGAUUUGGUAGGUGGGUACUAUGAUGCCGGUGACAACAUUAAAUUUGGGUUUCCAAUGGCUUUUACAACCACAAUGUUGUCAUGGAGUGUGCUUGAAUUUGGUGGGUUAAUGAAAGGUGAGUUGGGGAAUGCAAAAGAAGCCAUACGUUGGGCUACCGAUUAUCUACUCAAAGCUACUGCACAACCGGAUGUGAUAUAUGUACAGGUGGGUGACGCAACAAAGGACCAUGCUUGCUGGGAAAGACCUGAAGAUAUGGACACACCAAGAACCGUUUUGAAGAUUGACAGAAAUACCCCUGGUACAGAAGUAGCUGCUGAGACUGCUGCUGCUCUUGCUUCUGCUUCUUUGGUUUUUAGAAAGUCUGACCGCACUUACUCUAAGCUUCUACUCAAAAGAGCCAUAAGGGUGUUUGAGUUUGCUGACAAGUAUAGAGGCGCUUACAGCAAUGGGCUCAAAAGAUUUGUGUGCCCAUACUAUUGUUCCUAUUCCGGAUACGAGGAUGAAUUGUUGUGGGGAGCAGCUUGGUUACAUAAGGCCACAAGAAGCCCAAAAUACUUAAAUUACAUCCAAAGAAAUGGUCAAAGUUUAGGUGGUGGUGAGACUGAUAAUACCUUUGGGUGGGACAAUAAGCAUGCUGGUGCCAGAGUCCUUUUAUCCAAGGCAUUUUUAGUGCAAAAGCUUCAAUCACUCCAUGAUUACAAAGGUCAUGCUGAUAACUUCAUAUGCUCACUAAUUCCAGGAGCACCCUUUUCUCAAUCUGAGUACACACCAGGGGGGCUUUUGUUCAAAAUGGAUGAUAGUAAUAUGCAAUAUGUGACUUCUGCUUCCUUUUUACUAGUCACAUAUGCCAAAUACUUGACACAAGCCAAAAAGGUUGUAAACUGUGGAGGAUCAAUUGUCACACCAAAACGACUUCGUUCCAUUGCAAAAAAACAAGUGGACUACUUACUAGGUGACAAUCCAUUAAAAAUGUCGUACAUGGUUGGAUACGGUUCGCGGUACCCACGUAGGAUCCACCACCGAGGAUCAUCUCUACCGUCCAUUUCCGCACAUCCAGCGAAAAUCCAAUGUGGGGCGGGUUUCUCCAUUAUGCAUUCGGAGAUCCCUAACCCGAACAUAUUAAUCGGGGCGGUUGUUGGUGGACCUGACGAGAAAGACCACUUUCCGGAUGAACGGUCUGACUAUUUCCAAUCCGAACCGGCUACGUACAUCAACGCGCCAUUGGUUGGGGCAUUAUCUUACUUGGCUCACUCGUUUGGUCAGCUUUAGUGAAGCGUUGAUGGUUAUGGUGGCUAUGAGGGUUAGUGGCAAACCAAAAUUCCUCGAGCCCCGAUUGAUAUAAUAUUAAUAUUAAUGUUGUUAUUAAUUAUUUACUAGGUUUAUGCGAGUGUUUUUUUAAUUUAUUAGCACAGAUCAAUGCAAAUGUAAGGUGCGUACAAGAACCGGCGUUAUUAAUGUAGCCGUAUGAAUUCGCAUGAAUGUUUUUUUGAUAAGUUAUUUUCGGGAUUGUUUUUUCUUUUGGUUA